Pongo pygmaeus (Bornean orangutan) is the source of this 1559-nucleotide messenger RNA. It is a transcript of the gene C5H6orf141, whose product is annotated as chromosome 5 C6orf141 homolog. NCBI's taxonomy places the organism in Eukaryota, Metazoa, Chordata, Mammalia, Primates, Hominidae. The coding region runs from base 159 to 893 and encodes 244 amino acids. The record is from RefSeq and is a predicted model, not a curated record. The transcript is spliced from 2 exons.
GGGUUCCGCACGCGGUUAGCCUGGGGCUGAUCCAGUCUUCAGCUCUCGCGGACUGGGAGUCCGGAGCGGCAGCAGAGGCCACACCCAGGGCUUGGUGGUCCCGCGCUUUCCGGAGCUCAGCAGACGCUUGCUGCUUAAAUCGGUCAAAGAAGGAACGAAUGAAUGACCCUUUUGCCAGGAUGGAGACCCGGGGCCCUCAGGGAGCUGCGAAUCCCAUGGACUCCUCCCGCAGCCUGGGAGACCUCGGGCCUUUUCCGCGGGAGGUAGGGCGGGGGGCUCCGCUAGCUCCGGGCGCCCGGAAUCCCGCGACAGCAGGGGCGAGCCGAAGCCGGGGCGGCGGCCACGAGGACAGAUCGGCAGAUCGGGCCCUCGGACCUCGGGCUGGGGAGGAAUUCGACCGUGAGUCCUGGAUCAGAGAGAAAGUGCUCUUUCUCCUGCACCCAGAGAGGUGGUUAGGGACUCGAGGGGACUCUGCACGGGAAGAGGUGGCCGGUGCAGAGGACCUUCCUCAUGCGAGUGGAGAGGACCACGGCGAGGAGCCCAACUACCCUUCUGUCUUUCAACGAGAAAAGCGAAUUUCUGGCAGGCGUGUAGCCCCGCCGCGGGACCCAGCAGACCCACCCAAAUACGUGCUUGUGCGGGUGGAGGAUUAUCAGGUAACACAAGAAGUGUUGCAGACCUCCUGGGCCAAGGGUCGCAUGACCACGAGGACUGAGGAGCACUCCGUGACCGCGCUUACUUUUCGCAGCAGUAGAGAGGGACAGCCUGGGGGACACCGGGGCCUUGCUGAACCCCGGGUUCUCCAGGCACGAACAGGGGCACCCCGCGUCCACGCCGCGGAGAGGAGGGUUUCACCGUCUCCAGGGACCUGGCUCGAGGAAAUUAAACUCUAAUGAGUAGCCCGAGAAAUGUUCCGGGAUGGUGGAUGAGUGAUCAUCCUUAAAAGAAAAUGCUAUUCUGGGAGCUCCAACCUGCAAUUAACCUACAGAAGGAACCUUUUGAGAGGCUGGCGCAGCGCUUCGGGGAGGCAGAUUAAGAACUGUGUUCCUGAUCCAAGCAGAACCCUGUUAUUUGAAGAGCCUGAGAAAUCUUAUCCCAUUUACAAAUAUCCUGGGAGUGCAUCCAAAGUGAAACUUGGGCAUCCUCAAUACUAAGAAAUCUCUGAGAAUGGCUGGGUCUUGGCUCUUUGAUCUUACCUCUACUCCGCUGAAAAACAUGAUUAUCUAAAAUUGUAUUAGGUGGAUGAACCACAUCAAAGACUUCCAGAAGCCACUCCAGUGACGAUAAGAUAAAUGUCAGAAUCACAUAACCCCCAGGAUCAGGCAAGUGUUAUCCUCUCUUAAAACUGUUUACAACCAUAAUCUCCUUUUGGGAAUCAUUACAUUUGACUUGCUGCUUAUUUUUGUUGGAUGUUACCAGUGCUUGGUGAUAAAACUUGAUGUGGCUCUUUGCCUUGAAAAAGAAAAAAACUUUUUAUUAAAAGAAACAGUUAUAUACACUGCAUAAAAAUUGGAAAAAUAUUAUGAAGAAAAAGAAGAUUAUAAUAAAGGAAACAAAAA